Molecule: messenger RNA, 1815 nt
Organism: Gastrolobium bilobum
Lineage: Eukaryota; Viridiplantae; Streptophyta; Magnoliopsida; Fabales; Fabaceae
Product: protein SINE1-like
Exons: 2
Coding region: 1-1815 (604 amino acids)
Cellular component (GO): microtubule
Molecular function (GO): microtubule binding
Source: RefSeq, a predicted model, not a curated record
AUGGGAAGGAAUCUCAGCCCGGAGCUGCUGAAAGCGCUGACAAAUCUUGACAAAGAUGGAGAUAGUAGAAAAUCUGCCAUGGAAGAAUUGAAGUCAUGCGUGAAAGAUUUGGAUUUGAAGACCAUACAUCUUUUUCUUGCAAAAGUUUCUGAGACCAAGGAAAGUGGUUCUUUAUCUGGGGACUUCGUAAUUUCACUCUGUGAAGAUCUUGCCCGGGUUCAUGGAGUUAAAAUUGUUCCCAUGAUAGACAGCAUCAUGGGAUCCAUAGUUCAGACCUUAGCUUCAAGUGCAGGGUCUUUCCCUCUUCAUCAGGCUUGCUCAAAGGUGGUCCCAGCAAUUGCAAGAUAUGGAAUUGACCCCAAAACUCCAAAAGACAAGAAGAGGCAGAUAAUUCAUUCCCUUUGCAAGCCUCUAUCAGAUUCUCUCUCAAGUUCUCAAGAGAGCCUAACUUCUGGAGCGGCCCUUUGCUUAAAGGCUUUGGUGGAUUCAGAGAAUUGGAGGUUUGCUUCUGAUGAAAUGGUCAACAGGGUCUGCCAGAAUGUUGCUGUGGCAUUAGAACUAAAGUCUAGUCAAACCAAUCCACACACGGGUCUGGUUAUGGCUUUGGCCAAGCGCAAUGCUUUGAUUGUUGAAGCCUAUGCAAGGUUGCUCAUACAAUCUGGACUAAGAAUGCUAAAUGAUGGCCUUCUAGAGGGGAAUUCUCAGAAGCGACUUUCAGCCAUUCAGAUGGUCAACUUCUUGAUGAAAUGCUUGGACUCCAGGAGCAUAUUCUCAGAGCUUGAAUUGAUAAUUGAGGAGAUGGACAAGUGUCAAUCUGAUAAAAUGGCAUAUGUCAAAGGUGCAGCAUUUGAAGCUUUGCAAACUGCCAAGAGAAUUGCAAUUGACAAAAAGCCAAGAUAUGUAAGAAGUCCUUCUUCAGUGACAGGGUCAAAUUUUAGUGGGAGAGAUAGACACUAUGUGGAAGAAGAGAAUAUUUCUGGUAAUGGAGAUCAUUCUCCUAACUCUGUCUCACCAGAAUCACGUACAGUGGACUUUUUCCCUGGAUAUGAAUCCGUUGUUGAGUCUCCCAUCUCAACAAACUUGAACUAUGAGCGAAGGAGUGUGAAUAGGAAGCUUUGGAAUAAUGAGAAUGGAGGGGUUGAUGUGUCUCUCAAAGAUGGCUUGUCUUCUGAGACAAGGAAAGAAAGUUCUUUGUUAGAUCACUCUGUGAGUCAAGAGUUUCCUAAUGGAAGGGGAGAUUCUGCAAAGGAUUUUGCUUAUUUCAUGGAUAGAAAUCCUAAGCAUGGAAUAUCCAGAAGUACCAUCUUAAGUCCCCAAAGGUCAAGCACGCAGGUUACUGUUGACAGCACUAAAAUCUUCAAGACCCCUAGGAAGUUCAUUCACUUUCUUCAAGAUCCAAAUGAUUUGAAUUUGGAUAUAUCUGAGAAACAGAUUGGAAGGUUCAGCAGGAGUCUAUCCUCAGGCAAUCUUGAGUGUGAGUGGAGCCCAACAUCUAACAAUAACCUGAACGGUUUCUCAGACCAUGUCAAGUAUGAUUGCAAAAUGAAUGAGAGCUUAUGUGCUGAUGGGGAGUUACAAGGUGGCUCAGAAUCAGUAUCAUCAACAGAUGACUUUCCUGGAGAUGCUGAUAUGCAGAUAACUAACAAUGUGGUUCCUGAAAAUAGAGAUGGUACACAAUCAUUUCGCACGGAAAAGGCACUUCAAAAGACUAAAUUUAAAUUGAUUUGUGGUCUUUCAUUCGUUCUUCUUGCAAUGGCCACACCUUUACUAUGGAUCAAUAGUCAGGAUGAAUCCCAUUGUCUUGUCCCAACUUGA